UAGAUUAGUUAUUGUUCUGUUUUUUCUUUUGUUAUAUAGGUUUAGCACGUGCGGGGUAAGAUGGGACAUGUUUUAUUUCUCAUUUUCGUCCCAUUCGGUAGUAACUAGUAAAUGUCCUAAAAAGAGCGUUAAUUGUUGACGCGCCAAUUUUUUUUCAAUAAAAGUUAUUAACUUUAAAAAAAAAACUUGAGUAUUAAAGUAAACAGUUUUAACUUUGACAUUGUAGUCCAGUGCAUGGUUUACAAACUUAGUAUCGGUUGCUACUUUGGAUUUGAUCACGCGAAUACGGUAUUUAAAUCAUGCAAAGGUUAUACGGUUAUAUGCCCACGCGACUAUUAUGUAAAGUACCCGCUAGGGACACGAUCUUUUUGUCGAUGGCUGCAGACGUGUCACCAACAGUUUAAGAAAGCAAGCAGAGUUAAAUACACGUAUGCAAAGGGUCCUCUCUCACUUGUUUACAGUCUGCUGAAGAGGUAGUUAUUAAAUAAAGGCUUGAUAAUGUGUGAGUCGACAUGCAACUGCGUAAGGUCGCCAGUUUACUUGUAGAAGCGGAGCAGCGUGAAAUUAUUGUUACUUGAUUUAUUUACAAUUAAAAGCUUACUUACUGGUUUUGUCAGCGAUUAUAUAAACAGCCGAUAUUCUGUACAGUUACCAAAUAGCACUGUGUACUUAUUAAAGUAUAGGAGCUAAAGUUUGACUUUAACUGCUCAAUGAUCAUGUCUAUUGAUGUUAUAAGAAGAUCAAAUACUUUGGAAACGCCAAAGAAACAUUUUCGAAAGCACUCGGAUAUUAGUUUGGGUCCGCACACGCAGACACCCAAAGCAAAGAGAAGCCGUUUGGAUUUUUUACACAUAUUAAGCAACAAGAAAAGCGAGAAAAAUAUUACAGAAUGUCCGUUCCGACAGUUCUUGCAAAAGAAAUCUCACGUUAUCGUCUUUCGGGAGUUUCUGAAAAAAGAAUUUAGUGAAGAAAAUUUGGAUUUCUGGCUUGAAAUUGAGAGUUUUAGGAAACAGAAGUCAAGCAAACAACGAAAACUCGCGGAAAAUUUGUACAAGACGUUCAUUGCUGUUGGAGCACUAAGAGAGAUUAACAUUGACGCGGUCACCAGGGACAUAACCAAAUCAAACAUGGAACAACUGGAUAGUAGCGCGUUUGAUCUUGCACAAGCCUGGGUGUUCCUUCUCAUGGAGAGAGACUCUUUCAAGCGGUUUAUUGUCAAACAAUUUGACAAAGAAAAUGUAACGAAAAAAACAAAAGAGCGAAGCAACCAAAUAACUAAAAGCGAAACCUUCCCGAAAAAGAAAAAGCCGCAAGUUUUUAAUAAUAACCGCAAAUCUCCGGAGCCAGUUCCCCUUAUUUCACUUUUCUUUGCCGGCGUAAGAACUGAACCACGAAAGCGAAAAUUUUCGAUUUAAGAAGCUACAAAUGUCAGAGGAUUCAGCCAAUUUUUUAUUGGCGCGGUUUUUCAACCAUGAUGCUUAGCGAUUUAUUGUUGUCGGUUGAAUUGAAUUUAUCUUGUUUUAUUUCAGAUAUAUUUAUUUUCUCGCUGGUCGAGUUUCUUUAUUGCACAUGCUAAUACACAACCGUGAAGAGUUGCAAACGUUUUA
Messenger RNA from Ciona intestinalis (vase tunicate), 1607 nucleotides. Its product is annotated as regulator of G-protein signaling 16-like. The record is from RefSeq and is a predicted model, not a curated record. Lineage: Eukaryota; Metazoa; Chordata; Ascidiacea; Phlebobranchia; Cionidae.